Oncorhynchus mykiss (rainbow trout) is the source of this 1239-nucleotide messenger RNA. It is a transcript of the gene il21, whose product is annotated as interleukin 21. The record is from RefSeq and is a predicted model, not a curated record. Gene Ontology annotation, cellular component: extracellular region. Gene Ontology annotation, molecular function: cytokine receptor binding. Gene Ontology annotation, biological process: immune response. Lineage: Eukaryota; Metazoa; Chordata; Actinopteri; Salmoniformes; Salmonidae.
UUCUGUUGGUACAAACGUAUAUCCUCCCAGAAGAGGGAAAUAUGGUGGAGUGCCCUUAGACAUUGUAAUGUCAUUGUUGUAGUCCUUCAAAGAAUUUCCUGUUGUUCCUACAAGUUAUGCUUGUGUAGGAGGCCAACCACACACAAACAGCUAUUUGAUGUGUCUGCAGAUACAUUUAGGCUAUUGUUACCUAUAAAACCUAUUAGAUGUAUCGGUCCUCUGAUUCAGAGUGAAUCUGCUCUGUAGUUUCCUGCCUUGUGUGCAGAAAGUAUGCUUUCGUUGUCACUCUCGCUUCCGUACGCCCUACGCACCCACCACUUGAUGCAACUCUGAGCUCACGUUGUGGUAAUGGCCAGUGGAAAAAAAAAUGUGUUUACUCAUUCAAUCACUUUCCACAGUUUUCCAAUAUCUCAAACGUGGUUUUCCUGUGUCCUGAUGGACAAAUAUAUAGCCAUCACCUGUGUAUUGGUGGAUGCAGACAAGGGUGAGAGAAUCCUGAAGCUGACUGAAGUAAUAAAGGAAUUAAAAGCGCUAAACAGAACUGUGACGCACAACAGUGUGAUGUCGAACGCUCCUUCAAUGGAUACGGAAGAGUGCUGUUCCCAGUCUGCCUUGAAGUGCUUCCGGGCGAUGGUACCUCAUCUCAAGGCCAAAAAUAAGACCCUUCAGCGUAAAGUUAUCAAAAACCUCAACAACCGAAUGAUUUUGGGAAGUCUGGACUCCUGCAGUCAGGAGGAGAGAGAGAAAACAGUCUGCCAAGGAUGUGAUUCAUAUCCAAAGGACAGCCAGAAAUGUGUACAACAGUUGGAAUCUCUGCUUCAAAAGGCCAUCAGUAGACUGGCGUGAGGAAAAGAUUGGGGGGGGGGUAAACAUGGGAGAAGACAUGGGAAUGUGUAGAAGACACUACUCUGUGAACACAUCAGAGGCAUGGCCAUUACCGUCACCUUACUAUUCUAUUUAUGUCAUAUUUAUUUAUGAAAUGGUGUUAUCCUACUCAAGCUAAAGAAUGUUCUUUUUUUUUUUUUUAUUACCACAAGACAGCCUUUUUUGGUGCCCUAUAGUGCAAGAAGAUGUCCAUGCAGUUUAUCAUUUGAUUGUUCAUAUUUCUUUAUUUAUUCACAUGAACAUGUUUGUAUGUUUGUAUACUAUUCACAUUGUUAGUUGUGAAUAUCUCACCCAUUACUCCAUACUAUGCAUCUUAUUAAAUCAAAAAUAAGUGUCUCACAAUGAGAUUAAAUC